AAUAUUUCUCAAGAUAAUUCUGCGCUUGCUAAUCUUUCUGAAAUGCUUAAAAAUAUUAAAUUUUCUGACCUUAUGCAAGCUGAAAAGUUCCUAACUAUCCCAGAAGAAAAUAUUACCUAUGAAGUUCCUAAAAAUGAUCAGGCUAUUGAAGAACUUGUAGAAAUAUUCACCAACGAAUGCGAUCUAGAAUAUUCUGAUCCUGAUGAAGUUGACGAUAGUUCAGAGACUCCCAUCAUCACAUCUAAUGAAGCACUUAAAGGUUUAGAGACAAUUCACCUAUAUUUACUUCAACAUAAAAAUACUAGCGAGCAUCUAAAGUUAGUUGAUAAAAUCAAAAAAGUUAUUAGAGAAAAAAAAGUGAAUACAAUGCAACAAGCUACGAUUAAUAGUUAUUUUAGUUAA
Molecule: messenger RNA, 402 nt
Organism: Dentiscutata heterogama
Lineage: Eukaryota; Fungi; Glomeromycota; Glomeromycetes; Diversisporales; Gigasporaceae
Source: the annotation of a GenBank genome assembly